AGGGGGUGUCACCUGCUAGUGACGUCAUGUCACUUCCACCCCGCGCCUCCGCGUGACGUCACGAGACCCCAGGAGCUGCAGCUCAGCGCGCCUCUCGCUGUGACCCAGAAUCAGUGAGAUGGAGCAGAGACCCAAGACGCCGCCCGGUGCUAGAACACACCAAUGCGACCAGUGUCCAUAUGGCAUGGACCAGACUGGACACAUGCAUCUGCACCAGAAAUCACACACAGCCAAGAAGCCCUUCAAGUGCACUGUGUGUGGGAAGGCAUUUGGAAAGUCAACACAACUUCAAAUUCACUAUAGAACACACUCAGGCGAGACACCCUUCAAGUGCACUGUGUGUGAGAAGGCAUUUAGACAGUUAUCACAUCUUCAAAUGCACCAGAGAACACACACUGGUGAAAAGCCCUUCAAAUGCAUUGUGUGUGGUAAAGCUUUUAAACAGUCAGCAUCUCUUAAUGUCCAUCAGAGAACACACACAGGCGAGAAGCCCUUUAAGUGCACCCUGUGUGGAAAGGCAUUUGCAGAGUCAGGACAUUUUUAUAAACAUCAGAGAACACACUCAGGCGAGAAGCCCUUUAUGUGCACUGUGUGUGGGAAAGCAUUUAGCCAGUCAUCUUAUCUUCGUAAUCAUCAGAGAACACACACAGGCGAGAAGCCCUUCAAGUGUGCUUUGUGUGGGAAGGCAUUUGCACGGUCAGAAGCCCGAAAGAGGCAUGAGAAGAUCCACAAGGAGACGGAGGUGGAAACGAGAAGUGAAAAUCAAAGUGCUGCAUUGAGCCCAUCUCGCAUGGAACAAGGACCGGAAGACAACCCCAGCUUAGCAACAUGGCGAGCAGUGAAAGUGGAAUGUGAAGAAGUGAAGGUGGAAUGUGAAGACGUGAAGGUGGAUUGUGAAGAAGUGAAGGUGAAAUGUGAAGUAAAGGUGAAAUGUGAAGGUGAAAUGUGAAGAUUUAUAUUUGACUCCAGAACCUGACCUCCAGGUGGAUGGAGGCAGCGUGAACCAGGAGGAGCAUUCGGACUGAGGGAGAGCGAGGCGACCCCCAGGAGUUUGUCGAUAUGGAGGUGUGGGUGGAAUUUUUGGGGGAGCGGUGUGUUGCGAGUAAAAUGGAUGUAUACGAGUCGGUGGUGUACAGUGCAGUGAAACAUGGGAAGGGGAGUGGAUUCUGCUCCAGAGCCACAAGCAGAAAUUUGAGAUUUGAAACCAGUCCUGGCCAAGACAAAGACGUGGGGCACCAACUGUUAAAGGCAGCUCAGUUGAGUACCACCAAGCAGGAGCAGCACCAGCAGCAGCACCAGAAGCAGCACCAGAAGCAGCAGCACCAGCAGCAGCACCUGGAAAUCUGCAGCACCAGCGGCAGCCGCAGCAGCAGCAGAAGCAGUGAACAAGGGAGGAUUUCCCAGCGGAGAGUACAGAAUGUAUUCAUAUACGACAAAUAUUCUCAAUACCCUGCACAUAGAUACCUUAUAUGGAAUGUGGCUUUGUGCCUGUCUCAUGUGGUGUGCAGCAGUCUGGUUCUGGACAGCAUACUGAAAGAGCUGCCCUUAGACUGUGAGUUGCAGGGACUUGAAGGCCAGCCUGACUCUCCAUUUGACUCUCUACCAACCUGAACCUGUUGACCUUCUGAGGCCUGUCAAAUGGCAUCUCGCUACGGUGCAGAUGAGUAGCUAUGUGUGCAGAAGUGCAGUGGCUGAGUGCAGCAGGACAUAGCUGCGUGUGUGGUGUAGCAGUGAAUGUAUGUUGAACUUAUUUGCAAGCCAUCUGGCUACCAUGAAAGAUUCGUUCAUGAGGCUAUCCACAUAUACAAACACAGAGACAAUUUCAACCGAGAAGA
Molecule: messenger RNA, 1835 nt
Organism: Petromyzon marinus (sea lamprey)
Lineage: Eukaryota; Metazoa; Chordata; Hyperoartia; Petromyzontiformes; Petromyzontidae
Source: RefSeq, a predicted model, not a curated record